AGUAGUUACUUACCAUUAAUUAUUGUGUACUGUACUAAAAUACGAGCUACAUACAAAGCUAUCGCGUAAGUACUAACCUGCGCGCUUAUUGUUUAUCGCUGUUUAUUGCUUAUCACUGUUUUAUUUAAGUACACGGUUUUGUUAGACAGUACAAAUACAGUAUUAUAUCUACUGUAAAAAUUUCUGUUGUACGAGUACGAUCCCACCUAUGGACGACAGGAAGUAAAAAGGUAAGAGUGUUUCCAAGGAAUUGAGGAUGCAGCGGCUGCAUCUGUGGGUGUAGGAAGGCGCAAGCAUAAUUUACUGCCAGAUCACGCAUUGUUCGGUACGUAAGAUCUUAUACGGUUUUAGGAAUGUAUUGGCUAAUUUGUUUGUCCCUGAUUUAUUUUUUAUGUGUCACAACAAAGGAAACGAACAGGAAUAGCAAUAAAUUUUAUAUUAGAAAUCAUUAUUAACUGAUAUUUUCUUGCAGCUUAUCGCAUUAACACAUCAUUCUUGUGCCGUGUGCGCCUUAUACAAACGUGUUUUUAGGUGCCUCCUGUUGUUAAUACACUAUUGUUUACAGUGAAAUACCGAUUUAUUUAUUGUUAGUUCCCAAAAGAAGUACUGUACAUUGGCGAUCAUGAUGCAGCGGGUGUCGCCCGUGCAGAAAAAUUUCGGAUUAGCAGACGAUGAGCUAAUUCGCCACUUGAUGUUGCAGUCUGGUGUGUACAAGCCGUUAUCCCGCGACGAUGUACGGCUUGAUACGGAUAAUCUUGACAGUUCCCAGGUUGACAAUCAAACAGUUACGGACAACCAAACAAAUCCUGAAUUCCACAUUAAUCAACAGUUCAAGGAAGCACUCUCGCUAUAUGAAAGUAAAGAUUUUGAGAACGCCUAUCAUCUGUUUGAGGAACUGGCCGAUAAAGGGCUUAUUCCAGGCCUGUAUUAUCAGGCAAUUAUGAUUUAUGACGGAAAAGGUGCAGAGGAAAAUGCCGCAGUUGGCUUUGCAUUAAUGCAAAAGGUUUACGAAAUGUCUUUAAUCAGUCCCGUGGACGUUGAGUUUCGACAUUUGGCUUGCUACCAUUUGGGAAACGCGUGUGCACAAGGUUAUGGAACAAGCAGAAGCGAAGAGCUGGCGGUGUCAUGGUGGCAGAGAGCAGCAAAUGAAAUACUCUUUGAUCCACACAAAAAUGUUGAGAAGCAAGUGGUGACCGAUGCUGGAGUACUUUGUCAGACCGCAAUGGGAUCCUAUUACAGCCGGUGCAGUAAGCCGGAAGGAGCAGAUUACACGAAAGCCUUUUACUGGCACUCAGAAGCUGCUCGAAACGGCAACAUCAGUUCAGUAGCGCAGAUGGGAAUGUUUUAUCUGUAUGGACUGGGCUGUCAGAAAAGCUCCGCUUUGGCCCACGAACACCUUCUUCUGGCGGGGACGCGCAACAACAUCUGCGCUAUAGGUCACAUUGCUCUGUAUUAUUUGGAAAACAACAUGGCGGAGUCGGCAUACUCAUGGGCCGUCCGGGCGGCCGAUAUUGUAGGCAAUCUUAAAGGCUUAGAUGCGGGAAAGGUGGAUACAAUUAUCAGACAGGUAACAUCAUCCAGUGCCAACCGUGGAGACGAGGAGGAUACGAAAAGGUCACUAGCCAUGUCGCUGUUUAUUUUGGGUUAUUUGUACGAGACUGGAAGAGAUUGUGUUGCCAGAGGAAGAUACACAGCAGCAGAUUACUACAGUGCUGCGAGUAAAAUUGAUUUGGACGCAGUUUUGUUUCUGGGAAACCGAUUGAAACUUGGAAGAUCGGCUUGAAAGUCUUUUAAAAAAGGUUUUCGUCUGCAUGCAAGUCAGAAUAUUUACGUUGCAAAAAAUAUUGUACAUCUCUGAAGCUUUCAUGAACUGCUAAAAAACUGAUGGCACGUAUGAGUAAUUUGACAGUUGCUGUUUUCAUAAUUUAGCUAGCAUGGGAAAAUCAUUGUUUUACAGUUCAACUAUGCGUUUUUUAGUACACGAAACAACAACGUUAACAGUACCUCGGAGU
Messenger RNA from Paramacrobiotus metropolitanus, 2012 nucleotides. RefSeq names its product LRP2-binding protein-like. Gene Ontology annotation, molecular function: cysteine-type endopeptidase activity; protein binding. Gene Ontology annotation, biological process: proteolysis. The transcript has 3 exons. NCBI's taxonomy places the organism in Eukaryota, Metazoa, Tardigrada, Eutardigrada, Parachela, Macrobiotidae. Bases 623 to 1783 code for a protein of 386 amino acids. The record is from RefSeq and is a predicted model, not a curated record.